Molecule: messenger RNA, 613 nt
Organism: Ornithorhynchus anatinus (platypus)
Lineage: Eukaryota; Metazoa; Chordata; Mammalia; Monotremata; Ornithorhynchidae
Product: protein S100-A12-like
Exons: 3
Coding region: 108-389 (93 amino acids)
Biological process (GO): endothelial cell migration
Cellular component (GO): cytoplasm; extracellular exosome
Molecular function (GO): calcium ion binding; transition metal ion binding
Source: RefSeq, a predicted model, not a curated record
GGCCACGGCCGUUGGGAAAGUCUAUAAAUGCCCUCUCCACAGAGCACCCCCUUCAUACCCAUCUUUUUCAGCCACUCCUUGUGAAUCAGGUCAGCCCACCCUUCAACAUGUCGCUGGAAUCUCACUUGGAAGGCGUCGUGAACGUCUUCCACCAGUAUUCGGUGCGGGUGGGAGAUUUCGACCAGCUGUCCAAGAAGGAGUUGAAGCAGCUGAUCGAGAAAGAGCUACCCAAUUACAAGAAGAAACCGAAGAAUCCCGAGGCCAUGGACGCUCUGUUUAAGGAUCUGGACCAAAACCGCGACCAGGAGAUCAACUUUGGGGAGUUCAUGCGUUUCAUUACCGCGGUCCUGAUCGCCACUCACGACUACAUCCACGAGGAUGGUCCCUAGAAGAGAGUGACCCCGGAGCCGCCGCCCAUCCCGCGCCCACGCCGCCAGGGGGCGACAGGAGCAACGAUCUCACCGUCCCUUCCACGCUCUCCAAAUUCCCCGUCUUCUCUCUUCCCCGGCGCGUUUCCACGGGCAAAAAUGACCCGCGAUCCACACUACCUGAUUAUCCUCAGAGGUCGGGAUGGGGGAGGGCCUGAUUCAAUAAAUGAAUAAAUAAAUCAACA